AUGGCUCGAUUCCCGCACAUUAUUGCUACGUUAUGGCUGCUGGUGCAGCUUGUGGCUGCAAUUUCCAGGCCGGAGUUGCAGCCUCUUCCUCGCUAUCUAUGGGACGGAACGUCAGAGCCACAGCUCUCGGAAAGAGCAGUCAAUCAAGCUGCCGCUGAAGAAGCCAUAAAGCCUGUUGACAAGGAGGAAUUCUUUUGGGCUUCAACUGAUAAACCGGGAUCCAAGGCCGUAGUCGUCAGCAUGGUGUCUUGGUCCAAGGCAACUGAGCGGAUCAUUUCUUUGGAUAAGAUUGACUUUCUAAUUCGGUCAGCGAGCUGCAAUUCCAAGGACAUGUCUUUCAAUUUUAUUCACCCCUUUGUCUAUUCUGCCAUCAAGAUUUAUUGGGACUGGGUUAACUUCAACGAUAUGAAUACUUUCGUUGUAAUCCCUAACUCCAAGAAAUGCGGAAAGGACAGAGAACAACAACCCUGGGUUGCACGCCGUGUUAUAUUUGACGACAAAAACCAAAGGGUUCGUCUGGAAGCUACUAAGAGCACAUGGAAAAAGGUUAUGCAAACCUAUACCUUGGAUUUUGGUGAAGUCAUUCUUGGGUCGAAAGGUCUUGUCAAACGCGAUAUAAUUCCAGAUCUCGACGAGAAAUUCAGGCUCGGUAUUGGAGUGACGCUGCCAACCAGAAUUUUUGGUUGGGAGGUCAACAAAGGGCCCCUUAAAGGUAACCUUACCGCCAACUGCAAUGAUUGCGGUACCCAAGGCGCUUUAGUCUUUGCUGGUCAUGUUGAAGCAAGCCUCGGCUGGGGCGGCUUUGAUAUAGACAAGUUUGAAAUUUCCGUCAAACCUGAGGGAGUUGCAGUAAACGUUGAGCUGGAGUUGCUGUUUGACGCUCAUCUCGAUUUCCGCCGUUUCGUCAAACCUUCUCAGGAAAUAAAUUUGGUUGAAAUUCCUAUCUCAGGAUGGAACAUACCUGGUAUCUUUGAGUUUGGUCCACGAAUUCAACUUAAUGCGGGAUAUGAAAUUAGCUAUAUCUCAGGAACGGCUUCCGCAACAGCUGGAAUUAGUGCCCGUAUUCCAGAUAGCGCUAUCGCAAAAUUAGAUCUUUUAGCUGAGGAUUCUGUGGAGGUUUCUGGAUGGGCUCCGGUGAUUGAAACACAACCUCUUCGAGUACAAGCUCAAGUUGACGCGGAGGCAUCGGUUUACACUGAGGUCGCAUUAUCAGUUAGCGUCACAGUUUUUGAUGACAACGGAUUUGGAGUGGAUCUUGCACUCAAAGUUCCGCAGGUGACAGCCAAAUUGGGCGCAGGUUUCGGUAAUUCCCCCCUUUUCACUGCGAUAGGCCUGAUUUUACUGAUAUGCGUCCAAGAUACCGCUGGUUUCUGCCCCAACGAGGCGAAUAUCUUUGGAAUCAAACUUGAUGUUAUGGUAGGUGUUGAUCUAGAUCUGGAAGGCUGGGAAGAAAUCGAUGGUCAUAGGAAAACUCUCUUCGAUGUGGACAUCUAUGAGAAACCAGAUAUUUUUAUCUUCCCGCAAGUAUGUCUCGGCUUCGAUGAUGUAGCCCCAGGGUAUUGCCUCGGUGGGAAGAAGGAAGAGGACGACGAGGACGAUGACGAUGACCCGGGUCAUUAUGUCCGCGGACGCAGAGCACGGAUUCCCCGGACACUGUCUCCUGCGCUAUCUCCACGUCAAGAUCCAGACACAGGAAGAGCGCCCAUUCCGUUGAAGUGCGAUAAGAAGAAGGCUCUCCAAAUUCUAAAAUAUCCAAGUCCAAUAGAACUAGCAAAGAAUACCGCAGUACCGAUUUUUGUACCAAACAUUCCCUGCGGUGAAGCUUCAGAAGACUGCUGGCCAAAUGCCAAUAUCAGUGUGAUAACUGAACCUCUCGAACAACGGGCCAUCGUGGACCAGACUGGUCUACUUGACCAGGAGAAAUGGGCCUCUGAACAUGUGUAUGAGGCCAACUGGGUCCGGGAUUACUUGGACUUUCUCCAAAAGAAAUUAGCCGGCUCCGCGGACAAGCCUUGUCAUCCUGCUAUUUUGAGAUUUUGGGAUAAGCUGAAUCCAACUUACCCGGCUCCAGGGGGCGCACCCGCGAAAGAAUCAUAUGUGGAAGCAUUGGCGCAACAUUUAGGCACUGUGAACACUGCAUACGAACCUCGCAUGGCCAUUAUUCAGCAGAGAUUGAACAAUCUGAAAUACCUGAUGUUUGCGAAGAAAACCCUUAUCGCAGGCCGCGACGGUGUGGAAGGUCGAAGAAAAGUAAUCAACAGCCACGGCAGAUUUGUAUGUGAGCUAGCGCGCAUUUCCGCAACGUGCAAAUACUACGCGCAUCCAGCUGCCCAAGAGGCUUUGAAAAAAUCCAUCCUAGGGAUUGAAGAAGUGCUGGGAAUUGCGGACAAGGAUGCGAAGAUGAAGGAAUCCGGUACCUCCUUCCAACAGGUCCAUAAGGACUUUUAUGAUGAGUUCCACGAUGCUGCUAUUGAGUGGACUCGGAGCCAACUGCAGGAUUACGCCAAGUUUUUGUUGCAAUACCCUGACGAGGUGGAUGAAUUGCCACCUGGAUUUAAGGAGGAGCUUGAGCGGAUCCGGGACGAUGGGGAAUAUCGAAAGGAACUGUGUCCUCACACUAAACGCACUGGUUGGUGA
Histoplasma mississippiense is the source of this 2637-nucleotide messenger RNA. RefSeq lists its product with no specific name. The record is from RefSeq and is a predicted model, not a curated record. The transcript is spliced from 6 exons. Bases 1 to 2637 code for a protein of 878 amino acids. Lineage: Eukaryota; Fungi; Ascomycota; Eurotiomycetes; Onygenales; Ajellomycetaceae.